CGAUUAUCGAGUAUUCACGCCAAACAAGACCUUAUCACUUAUUAGUGACUCGUUGACUUAAGCUGGUACGGAGUCCAGAGAUGAGAGAGACCCGCCAUCUUUUUCACACUAAAACCCCUGCAACUACGUAAUUGGAGUUUCAUUAUCUCACGAUUUUUCCGUUUAAUCCAUCAAUUAUCUUCGAUCCCCAAAUCUAUAGAUGUUUUCGUCUGCCUAGCACCUUUGUGGCAAAGUUUCAGUAAUUCGAGAAAAAAAUAAAAUAAAAAAUAAACAGUAGAGCGAGGACAGAGAACGAUGAACUCAAAUACGGCGUCGUCCGUCACCGGAGUUCUUGGAUCGGCCGAUUCUACCGCUUCCAGAAGGAAUUCCAAGCGACCCAAUUAUUCAAGGUUCACACAGCAAGAACUUCCAGCAUGUAAACCUAUUCUCACGCCUAAAUGGGUGAUCUUGACUUUCUUGCUUGUCGCUUUUGUAUUUAUUCCCAUUGGAGUGGUCUCUCUCAUUGCUUCUCAAAAUUCUGUGUUUAAAAGUGCUCCUCUUGCUAAAAAAAAAAAUCGUUCUAUUUUCACCAAGGUUGUUGAAAUUGUUGAUGGAUACGAGACUGUCUGCAUUCCUGAAGUGUCGAAAAAUAACAAGGUCGGGUUUAUUCAAAGCUCUCAAGACAAAAACUGCAGCAGAACUCUCAGGGUUUCGAAGUAUAUGCAGAAACCGAUUUAUGUUUAUUACCAGCUUGACAAUUUCUACCAAAAUCACCGCAGGUAUGUAAAGAGCCGAAGUGAUCAACAGUUAAGAAACCGAGGGAGUGAGGAAGAUGUAAAAUCAUGUAAACCUGAGGACCGAAAAGGUAAAAAAGGGCCAGUAGUAGUUCCUUGUGGACUUAUAGCAUGGAGUUUGUUCAACGACACAUAUGCCUUUUCUCGUAACAACCAGAAGUUGACCGUAAAUAAGAAAGGUAUUUCAUGGAAAAGUGAUAGAGACCACAAAUUCGGAGAAGAAGUUUACCCGAAAAACUUUCAGAAUGGGCCUCUGAUCGGUGGUGGCAGACUCGAUUCAUCUAAACCAUUGAGCGAACAGGAAGAUCUUAUUGUGUGGAUGCGAACGGCAGCUCUUCCAACUUUUAGGAAAUUGUAUGGGAAAAUUGAAGUGGAUCUUCAAGUUGACGAUCUCAUCAAUGUCUCAAUAGGGAACAAUUAUAAUACUUACAGUUUCAAUGGCAAGAAAAAACUCGUUCUUUCUACCAGCAGCUGGCUCGGAGGAAAAAACGAGUUUAUUGGUAUUGCGUAUCUAAUAGUGGGUGGAUUGUGCAUGUUUUUGGCCAUGGUUUUCAUGCUUAUUUAUCUAAUUAGGCCAAGGCAACUUGGAGAUCCAUCUUAUCUAUCAUGGAAUCGAAGUCCGGGAGGUCACUAAGCUAGCUUAUAAGUGCUGCUUUUGUUUGGUUCCCAUAUGAGCAGUAUGAACAAUAGCUGGGCCUUAUGGAGAUUUCUAAAAUGCAGAAAAUUAAUUGAAUUUUUAUUAGUUACAUUGGCCCUGUGUGUUUGGGAUAUGGAGGUGUAAAUUUGAUUCAUUGAUGACAAUCAAACUCCAGUUAACUUCUGGUUGAUUGUUUGUUCUUUUUGUGUGUAUUUUAGUAUUUACCUUUGACCUUUAGCUUUGGUCCUUCCUGGAGUUGACCUAGAAAACUAUUUUUGUGGUGAUACAAAUACAUGCCAUAAAAUACAGUAGGACAAGAUUAAUUGUUGUUCUGA
Messenger RNA from Striga asiatica, 1745 nucleotides. The record is from the annotation of a GenBank genome assembly. Lineage: Eukaryota; Viridiplantae; Streptophyta; Magnoliopsida; Lamiales; Orobanchaceae.